Knipowitschia caucasica is the source of this 1251-nucleotide messenger RNA. The record is from the annotation of a GenBank genome assembly. NCBI's taxonomy places the organism in Eukaryota, Metazoa, Chordata, Actinopteri, Gobiiformes, Gobiidae.
AUGAAGAGGAAGCUCCCGCAGAGUGACAGUGCUGUGGACUACGCAGUGGGACUGGUCUCAGGGAGUCUGUCCAAGUCCAGUCCUGGUCCUGGGUCUGGGUCUCUGUCGGCUCUGUUCUCCACCACAGCCUCUCCAUCGUCAUCACUGUUCAGACCUGCGCCAGAGAUUGUGAGGAGCGUCAAAGCCAAGGAAAGACCAAAAGAAGAAAUUCAAAAGAAGAAUGACACGCCGGAGAGCCAGACCAUAAUCCAGACCAGGGAGCUUGGUCUCUCUGCGGGCGAUGAAGACGAGCUCGGGGGAGGGAAGAGGAGGAAGACGAGGCCCCAGGCGGACGACCCGGCCGAGCUCUGGGUCCAGCGCCGACACCAGCGCCGCCAGAACAAACUGAAGGAGAAGGAGCGGGAGAACCGGACUGUGUUUGUGGGCAACCUGCCGCUGUCUGCCACCAAGAAGACUCUGAAGCUGCUGUUCCAGGACACGGGAGCCAUAGAGUCCAUCCGCUUCCGGUCCCUGGUGCGAGAGGAUCCCAGUAUGUCCAGAAGAGCAGCAGCCAUCAUGAGGAAGGCCCACCCACAGAAGCAGACCAUAAACGCCUACGUGGUGUUCAGAGACGAGGACAGCGCCACCUCUGCCCUGGACAGGAACGGAGUGGAACUACAGCCUGAGCUCUUCAUCCGCGUGGACCGAGUGAACGCCACGGCCUCGCACGACCACAAACGCUCCGUCUUUGUGGGAAAUCUACCGUUUGACCUGAAGGAGGCAGCGUUGCGCUCACACUUCCAGGACUGUGGUUCAGUGGAGGCGGUUCGACUAAUCAGAGACAAGGGGACGGGCCUGGGCAAGGGCUUUGGCUACCUGCUGUUCAAGAGUGCAGACAGUGUGCAGCUCGCCCUCAGACUGGACGCCUCCCAACUGGACGGACGGGCCAUUCGGGUCAAGAGGUCCCAGCAGCGCGAGGGGCCAGAACGUGGGUCCAGACCGGGGGCCAGACCGGGGGCCAAACCAGGGUCCAGACCGUGGGCCAGACCGGGGGCCAAACCAGGGUCCAGACCGGGGGCCAAACCAGGGUCCAAACCAGGGUCCAGACCGGGGGCCAAACCAGGGUCCAAACCAGGGUCCAGACCGGGGGCCAGACCAACGGGACCCGGGGCAUUCAGAGGGGAAAUGGCUGAUCCUAGGAACAAGAAGGACACAAAAAAAUACAUAAAGAAAAAGAAAACAAAAGGGAAGCAAGCAAAGAAAACCAAGUGA